Messenger RNA from Schistocerca gregaria, 4874 nucleotides. RefSeq lists its product as uncharacterized. NCBI's taxonomy places the organism in Eukaryota, Metazoa, Arthropoda, Insecta, Orthoptera, Acrididae. Gene Ontology annotation, molecular function: 5'-3' exonuclease activity; RNA binding; RNA endonuclease activity. The coding region runs from base 12 to 2294 and encodes 760 amino acids. Gene Ontology annotation, cellular component: mRNA cleavage and polyadenylation specificity factor complex. The record is from RefSeq and is a predicted model, not a curated record. The transcript is spliced from 6 exons. Gene Ontology annotation, biological process: mRNA 3'-end processing by stem-loop binding and cleavage.
UUCAACAUGUUAUGGCCUAUUCCAUGAAGAAACAAGCCUCAAGCGAAACCCACAUACUGGGUAAUUCUGUACUCAGAUUUUCUACGUUGGGCGCCGGAAAUGAAGUCGGUCGAUCUUGCUUUGUUUUGGAAUAUAAAAACAAAAGGCUCAUGUUAGAUUGCGGUGCGCACCCUGCCUACGAAAAACACGACGCGAGACCCUAUUUUGAGCAUUUAGGUGAUAUGUCAAAAAUUGACACCGUCCUCAUAUCGCACUUCCACGUAGACCACGUUGGCUCGUUGCCCUACCUGAUGCAACAUACUGAUUUCAACGGCCGGGUUUUCAUGACACACCCCACCAAGGCUAUUAGCAAUAUGAUUUUGACGGAUUCUAUCAAGAUCACACAUGAUGGCGUGUGGAACGAGUCGGAUCUGCGCAGCACCAUGAAGAAAGUCGAAACAAUGCACUACCACCAGGAAAUUUCCCACAAAGGUAUGCGCUUUUGGUCGUACAACGCAGGCCACGUGCUCGGCGCAGCCAUGUUCAUGAUUGAAGUUGGAGGAAUAAAAAUCCUCUACACCGGUGAUUACUCGCGUCAAGAGGACAGGCACUUGAAAGAGGCCGAGCUUCCAGCGUUUUUUCCAGAUAUAUUGAUUGUCGAGUCUACCUACGGAAUUCAAGAUCAGGAGCCUCGUAAGGACCGUGAAUUUAGACUGAUGGAUAAGAUAGUCCGCACGAUCAAGGGAGGGGGUCGAGUUCUUCUGCCUAUAUUUGCUCUCGGGCGAGCUCAAGAACUCCUAUUAAUCAUCGAUGAAUUUUGGAAAGGGCAUCCAGACCUUCAGAAGGUCCCCGUUUAUUUUGCGACUUCUUUAGGUAAAAAGUGUAUGACAGUUUAUCAAACUUACGUGGAUAUGAUGGUGGAUUCUAUUCAGAAAAGAAUGGCGUCCGAAAACCCUUUUAAUUUCCAAUUCAUUCGCGAUCUUCGAAGCGUGGACGACCUAAAUGACCGCCACCCCUGCAUCGUUCUUUCUAGUCCGGGAAUGCUUCAGUCUGGCCUGUCUCGCGAUAUAUUCGACCGGUGGUGCACCGACGAACGCAACUCAGUGAUCAUGGCUGGUUAUACGGUAGAAAACACGCUGGCUCACGAGAUUCUGAAAGAGCCGCCGAACGUCAUACUAAAGAAUGGCAAAAUUGUACCGCUCAAAUUGGCUGUUCAUUCGGUAUCCUUUUCUGCUCACGUAGGCUAUUCCCAAAAUAUGGAAUUCAUCGGCGCUCUCAAUCCACCCCACAUCAUACUUGUUCACGGCGCUCGGGCCGAAAUGAAGAACUUGCGGCUUAAAAUCGAGGAAAAGUACAAAGGGCAAAAUGUCAAAGUCUGGAGUCCGGAAAACAACACCACGAUCGAGAUACCCUUCCAAAAGGACAUCAACUGUCGCGUGGUGGGCAGGAUCGUGGAACGGCACUGCGAUACCGACAGCGCAGAGUCGGAACAAAUGGACGUCGACCAAAAUAACGACAGUGCCGAACCGGACACUCAGUACAAUUCAGAUAAUAAUGAGAGAACAGAACCGUCAACAGCUAUGGACACAGACGUUCCCACAGAAGAUGCAGAAGGUCUGGACGUGGCAGAAAAGGAUUCUAACAUAGUAUCGAUCAACGGUGUCUUUAUUCUCCAGGACUUUGACCAAAUUUUGGUCGAUCUUCGAGACCUUCAUUACUUUUCGAACCUCACCACAACUGUCAUAUUGCAAACCAUGAAGCUAGAAUUGCAUUCAGUCAAAUUCAAAGAUAUCAAGCAGUACCUUUCGCAGAUGUUCGAUUUCGUCGAAGGACCCUUCAACUACGAAGACCAUCCCGCUCUGUCCUGCGGAUCCCUUUUAAUCAUUUCGACCGGGGACAACGAAGUAACCCUCAAGUGGAAUUCCACCCUCAACGACGACAUGAUCGCAGACUCUAUCAUCGGGCUUCUAGCCCACAUCCAAAUCAAUCCCAAUGCUUUUAUGGACCGCUCUGCCACCAACGAUUUAUCUGGCGCUCAACCUAGCCUCCCCCCCAACGAUAAACAAGACGACCUAUGUCGCAUCGCUUCUUUCCUAGAAAACCAUUUCUCGCACGUGGAGGUCGUUAAAGAAAACUUCGAAAUUGUUGUUCAAGUCGACGAAAAAAAAUCUGUUUUUAAUUUCAGCUCGAACGUUAUUUCCGGAAAGGAUGAGGCACUGAACUUGAGACUAAACAGACUGAUGACCAAUAUAUUUUCUGCACUGUUUCCAAGUUCUAGACAAGAGCCAAAAUUUACUGUAGUUACUGUUUUGUAGUUAAAGUGCGCUUCGUUCAAAAACAACAUAUUACACACGUCGAAGUAAACUAAUGUCGACUUUCAUCCCCGUCGUCAAACCGCCUAAACGCCACCCUCGCUGUUCCGCGUGAAAGCAGUAUGUCAAUACAUAAUUGUUUGCGACACGUCCCUGAUCUCUCUAAGCAGUUGCAAGUCGAACGGUACUUCAUCCCGAGCUUCGAGCGCGACCCGGCACCGCAACAUUGAAAAUACGACGGCCUUCCAUAAUCAACACUAGUCACACCCCUCAUGCCACAUAAGCCCACCUUUCUGAGCUCAAAAUCUGUAGAUAGACAAAGUGCUGUGGCGUUUUUUUUGACAGGAACAGCGCUUUUCUCCUAGCCUUUUUUUUUAGCUCGCAUUCUUCUUCGAGGCUCUGAACUAGGUUUCUAUCUAACGCACUUUUUCGAGGCACUCUUCUCGUCCAGAAGACCACUGGUCAGUGAGGUAUUUUAAUGAAAAAGCGACUGUAAAUAAAUCACUGUCAGAACUCCCACCACCCAUCAAACAACAACCCCCGAGUAAAGCGCAAGAUCGUGAUUUGGCUCGUAAUUGCUUGCUUACAAACAGCCCGCUAAACAAUCUUUUAAUUUUUAUUGUAUGACCUUGGUAUACAACUAUAAUAGCGAACACCACCACCUAAAGAACAACCACCACAUUGAUACGACCUGUUUCUUAUUCUAUUCCAUGUUUCAACCUUUUCUGUUCUGGGGAACGCUUGGCAACCUAUUCACCAACAAGAGCUUGAGCAUAGACACAAUAUUGUCGAAAUCCGAUUUUACUAUUGAAGACCUUCUAGAGAAUGAAGAAGUGUUUCAAGAUGUGCAAAAUGACAAUCAGUCUUUAAUCAAAGUACUCGUAAAACUUGAGAAUUUGCGUGCACUGGUUUACUACGUGGUAAAAGACUGCGGUGAGGAAGAGGACUCCGAUAGAGAGAAACAAUUGAGGUUGAAAAAGAUGGCAGCCGACCUGCUGUCAGCCGGAAACGCUAAUAUUACGACCAGCCUUUUCGAACAGCCUGAGUUGCUGAACGAGCUACUCAACAAAUUUUGUUCUUACAAUGAGCCUUCCUCGGAGUCUGGCACCAUGGAUAUUGUUUCCAAAGUUCUCGCUUCACUUUUGGAUGACUUAGGACUCAAGAUGGUCAGACUAAUUAUGAAAAUGCCAGAUUUUUUCAACGUUAUUUUGCUGCAUCUCGAAGAUGAGGGCAUUAUCGACCUUUUUUUGAAGGUUGUUUCCAAUAUCGACAGUGACCAAGAAGUGAUAGAAUGGGUGAAAAACUCUGGUAUUUUGUCAAAACUCUCGGAUUUGGUAGGAUCGGACUCAGACUGUAGCGUGAGUGCCAACGCUGCUCGAGUGCUGUUGGAAUUAACUGGGCUUCCAGAAUUGAAUUCUCUAUUGAACUUAGAAACCAUCUCGGCAUUUUUUUCGAGCAUUUUUACCUCUCUCAAGUGCUCGGCCUCAGAACGCAAAAAAUCGCACGAAAUAGCCUUCGUUAUCUUGAACAGCAUGCUUAAACGCGAAGCCGCCGAAAAGUUUACGCCAGCGGACGAUGUACCGAUUGAUGACCUGCCUCCUAUUUCCAGGUAUUUUUUGCAACAUUUGGGUCUAUUAGAAGACUUUUUGAAGACUAGAACCCCUGACGAGGUCAUAAACACAACUGUAGGGAAGAUCGAAACGUUUGGCAUUACUCGGCUUAAAGUCAUGGAAAUGAUCCACACGUUGGUAAGUUUGAACUACGAAAGUAUUCUCUUAGCCUUCAUGAACGCAGGCAUAUUUAAUUUAUGCAUGGAUUUGUUUUUGUAUUAUAAAUUCAAUAAUUUUCUUCAUUCGAUUGUCGUUUUGAUCUUUCAUGACGCAUUGGCGCUUGUCUCGUGUAAAGAUUUGCAUUUCCACAUUUUGAAGUCAGUCUGCAUCCCUCAGCAGAUUCUUCAAAUAAUCAACGAUAACGAGACUCGGCAAGAGAAUACAAAAGUGAUCAGACCAGGCUACUUAGGGCACCUGUUGCAGAUCGCCGAAGAUGUUCACGACAGACUUACGCAAAUGUCCGACAGCACUAUCGAGUCGCGUCUCCCGGACCAAGUACAGUACAUCCAGUCUAUGAAAGAACACAUAAAUGACUACCGGUCCAAAAAAAGCGUCUUACUGAAGACCCAGCAGCUGCUGAAACGAAAUUUCGAACUUCCUUUGAACGAGCACGAAAAUUAUAUAUUUACUUCAGACGAAGACUUGGUAUCAUUAAACGAGAGUCAAGAUCAGGAAGUAGCGGACUAUGGGACGUCGGAACACAGCCCGCCCACAGCCAGUUCGUCAGGCAUUGAGAGAGAGGGGAAAGAGGCGGCGCACUCAAGAGAAACAUCAGAGGAGCGAGAACCGCCGCAUUCCCUCAGCGAGGAGCAAGCCCAGGGAAUGACUGAUUCGCCUUCCAAGGCGACGAAGCUUGAAAAAGAGUUGAGCGAAGUUCAAAUCUCCUGUGAGCAGGAAGAACACACUCUGACUCAGUGAUGCAAUGCACAAAUUGUGUGACAAUAAAAACUUUGCAUUAGCGUGGCGCCUUGAA